Molecule: messenger RNA, 4547 nt
Organism: Hippoglossus stenolepis (Pacific halibut)
Lineage: Eukaryota; Metazoa; Chordata; Actinopteri; Pleuronectiformes; Pleuronectidae
Gene: purg
Product: purine-rich element binding protein G
Exons: 2
Coding region: 243-1265 (340 amino acids)
Biological process (GO): regulation of transcription by RNA polymerase II
Cellular component (GO): nucleus
Molecular function (GO): purine-rich negative regulatory element binding; DNA-binding transcription factor activity, RNA polymerase II-specific; RNA polymerase II transcription regulatory region sequence-specific DNA binding
Source: RefSeq, a predicted model, not a curated record
AUGGGUUCACUGGGUUCAUGUAGUACCGGAGCCGCCUCCUCUUCCUCCUCUUCCUCAGCCCGGCUGCUUCUCCUCGGUGAACCGGGACCUGAGUAAACCUGAGCUGCUCCAUGUUGGUGCACAGGACGGAACAUCUGAUUGUGACCCUCUCAUCCAGGACACCGGAUCAGCUGAUGACUCCGAACAUGCUGCCAUUUUCAGUGUGAUGGCGGACAGCCUUUGUCCUGCUGGAGGAAUCGAACAUGACGGCUGCUGACGGCUGCUGCAGAGCGAUGGAUCGAGGCCGAGCCAAGCUGGCGGCGGAGGCUCUUCCCAGAGCGGCGCUCCCCCCCCCGCAGCAGCAGCCCCCGGGCUCCGACAUCCAGGAGCUCGCGUCGAAGCGCGUGGACAUCCAGAAGAAGCGCUUCUACCUGGACGUGAAGCAGAGCGUGCGCGGCCGCUUCCUGAAGAUCGCGGAGGUUUGGAUCGGGAGAGGCCGCCAUGACAAUAUCCGGAAGAGCAAGCUGACUCUGUCCAUGUCCGCGGCCCCGGCGCUGCGCUGCUGUCUCGGGGACUUCAUCGACUACUACGCGCGCAUCGGGCUGCGGGGCCUCGGGCUCGCGCCGCUCGACGAGCCGCACAGCAACGGACAGGGCCGCGUGCUCGAGCCCCGCAGGAGAGCGCAGGAGCACGCGCCUCUGUCUCCCGCCGGGUCCGCCGCGUCCGACGAGCACGCGCAGCGCGUGCUGAAGAGCGAGCUGAUCGAGCGCGACAACCGGAAGUACUUCCUGGACCUGAAGGAGAACCAGCGCGGCCGCUUCCUGCGCAUCCGCCAGACGGUGAGCAAGGGCCACGGCACCAUGGGCUACUACGGCCAGGGAAUCGAACACACCAUCGUUCUGCCCGCGCAGGGCCUCAUCGAGUUCCGGGACGCCCUGUCGCAGCUCAUCGAAGACUACGGGGACGACGACGGGGACGAGCGCGGCCGAACCGGCUCCCGGACCCAGGAGGACGAGGACGACAGCCCCGAGCUGCCCGAGGCCGCGUCCUUCCGCGUGGACAACAAGAGGUUCUACUUCGACGUGGGGUCCAACAGGUUCGGAGUGUUCCUGAAGAUCAGCGAGGUCCGGCAGCCGUACCGGAACACCAUCACCGUCCCGCUGAAGGCCUGGGCCCGGUUCGGAGACAACUUCCUCCGCUACGAGGAGGAGAUGAGACGGAUUUUCACUUGUCACAAAGAGAAGAGGACAGAGACGAGACAGGACAGCGAGGAGCAGGAGGACUGACCCGGACUGGAGCUCUGGGAGCCCCUGCAGGGGCCCCACAUGUCCCUGCAGACAUGUCCUCCAGGGACCCUGCAGACAUGUCCCUUGAUGUCCUCCAGGGGCCCUGCAGACAUGUUCUCCAGGGACGUGCAGACAUGUCCUCCAGGGGCCCUGCAUACAUGUUCUCCAGGGGCCCUGCAGACAUGUCCCAUGAUGUCCUCCAGGGGCCCUGCAGACAUGUCCCUUGAUGUCCUCCAGGGGCCCUGCAGACAUGUCCUCCAGGGGCCCUGCAGACAUGUCCUUCAAUAGUCUCCAUGAUGAACAGUGUGUGUCCCCUCAACCUUACAGCACCUGAACUGUUUGGUUCCCCCCCCAAGGGCUGGUUAAUGACUAAUCUGAACCUGCCAAGAAUCCAAUCAUUCAUCUUCAUCUUCAUCUUCAUCUCUCAGUGCUGUUUAAUGCACUUUAACAGAUGAAGGAGCAGACACAUGAAUUGAGGAGUUAUUGUUGCUAGAAGAUGUGAGGAGACUUAUAAUAAUAAUAAUCACUUGAAUUUAGGAUUUAAGUUCAAAUCCAACCAGGUGUGUAAACGUGAUUGACACAUUGUUUUUAAAUGUGAGACAGUUUUGGACUCGAUGUGUAAAGACCUUAAAUCACAGCUGUUUAUUCAUAAUGUGGUGAAACCACUUUAAUCCUUUAACCCCCCACUGACCCCUGGACCCCGAGCAGGACUUUGAUCUUUGAACACACCAGCAGAUUUAAGUGACGCCUGCAGCCCACAUGGGACGAUGUUGCCUGGCAACACUUCUCGGUGUGACAGGCGAUGAUGCAGGAGCUGGUGGAGGUGUUGUGAUGUGUGUGGCUGUGACGUCAUAACGGUUCAAAUGUGGCCUCGCUACAAGCUCACACACACACACACACACACACACACACACACACACACACACACACACACACACACACACACACACACACACACACACACACACACACCCCUAUCCAAGUGCUGAAAGGUCUUUUUCAUUCUAUCCAACGCAGGCACUUAGUCCACGAACACAGGAAUGUGUUUCCGUAGCCGAGACACAUUCACUUACUAAUAUUGAAUAUUGGAGCUUCUACUUGAACUGAAGGGACAGAACAGGAAGUUGUAUGAAUGAAGCAGAGAAGACGUCUCAUGGUGGAAGAGAUGGUUUCAGGCGGAGAAGACAGAGGCUGCUGUCGCACAAACACACGUCUCAUUGUUCUUGUGUAGUUGGAUUAUUUAGACUACACAGUAAUUACAGCCUCAGAUUUACACACUUAAUCUUAAGUAAAGUCUUUACACGCAUGUUGUGCUGAGCAAACAGUCGGUGUUCAGUUCGUCUCCUCUGGCCGAGCAGCAGCCGUCGUUUGGCAGCGCUGUGCACGAGUCGUCAAAGACAACGACCUGGGGCGUGGACAGAUGUCCCAGGGGGCAGCUGACGUGUCCAGAUCCAUCGUGGACGAGGCGUCCAGUCCAUGAAUGUAUUUAAAGAUGGACGACACAUCUCUGCCCAAAUAAAUUGGAUGCAGACGCUGCCGUCUCGAGCCACCGCGUCCCACUGCUACACCCACCUGACCAAUCACGAGCCAGUCUCAGCUGUCAAUCAUGACGUCUCAGCCCAUUUUUAACUAAUAGCUGAAAAAACUAAAUGAAACAAACACGAAAACAAAACUUGACCAUGCAUCAACUACCUAAAAUGACAGAAACCUUGGUUUGGUAUUUAAUUUUCAGGUUCUGUCCACGUCCCAUCUGACAAUAUGGACCUAUACUGCAGCCAGACAGCAGGGGGCGAUGGAGAUGUUUUGGCUUCACUUUUAUGAGUUGUCUUGUCGUCCAUCUUUAUUUACAGUCAUUGUUUGUGUUUGCGCUGGAGACCAGCCGAACCCGGGUGUUUCUGUCUCAUGACGAGUCGACACAAAACCAGUUGUGAAGAAUCUGCUCCUCAGAUUCAUUUAUAGAAUUUGAAGUUGUUUGUCGCAUGAGGUCAAAGUUCUCAUGUCGAUCAUCUUGUGAAGCUGAUCUUUAAACUCUGGUCCUCACGUCCAGCUGCAGAACCACAACGCUAGUUUUAUAGUGACGACUUUAAAACUCUUGUUGAUCCCUGAAACAUUGAGAAAUAUAUCUUACAAUAUUUUACUACAUGACCUUAAGAUAAGAUUUGAAAUGAGACAUCACAAUGAGUCACGUGCCACCAGAAGUUAAAUGUGAUGUGUGAAGAAAUGAGUUGCUAUGGAAACGUGUGUCUGUCCUGUGACGUCUCUGGGUCUUGAUGUAGGACAGAUCUGCAGGUCUCCAUGUUGUCAGCUUGUUAGCUCGGAGCUCAUGAGUGUGGUUAGAAAGCUCUGAUGAAACAGGCUUCUCUUCAUCUUCCUCAUCUUCCUCUUUUAUCACCGGUGAAGGCUCCGUCUCGUCGGUGAGCCGUUUGGUGGAGCUGAGAUGAGUUUGAGGACCGUGUUGAAACAUCUGGAAGUCGACUGGUGUGAGAUCACAAAGCACAGGAUUGGUUGAAUUUAGUGAGUUUGUUGACUGGUCAAGGGAAGUUAAGGCUGAGUGACUUUUAUUUUCAUAUAAAAUGCUAAAGUUCUAUAAAGUACAGCAAGAAGUAUAAUGCAAAGCACAAAUGACUAAAAUAAAAUUAGAACAUAUAUAUAGCAAAUGAUUUGAUUAUCAGAUUCAGCAGUGAAGAGGCAAAGCCUCAAGACCUCAGGACAGAGACACAGUUUCUCCUGGAAAGAGAACGAGUUCCUUUAAAGGUGAAAUGUCUUCUGUCCAUCCAAUUCCAAAUAUUUCUCCAAAAAGCACUUUAAAAAGAAGCUGCACUUUUGUUUUGCUGCUUUGUGAUUGGUCGGCAUAGAGGGACCAGUUCUAACCAUGCCUUUGGUGUUAAGUGACAAUCAUGGGUCCCUGCUUGUAGAAUCCUCUUCUCAACACAAACUCCCGUCAUGGUCAGUGUCCUUUUCUGACCCGUCUCACAUCCGCUCACAUGUUAAUGCAACAUCAUGUUGAAUAAUCACAAACUGAACUUUGUGAAAUGAGCACAAACAUUAGAAGAGUUCACUUUGUGGAGAAAAACAAAGUGAACCAGCUUCACGGGUUCGUUGUUUCAUCUGAUCUGUGAGUUCUGGUUUCACGUUGUAAUUUAGGGACGAAAGAGUUUAGUCUGACAAACGGCGCCUGAUGUGGGGGGGUAGUAGGCUUUCUGUUUGAAUGGAGAAGCUUCAUUUAGUUGCCAUGGUAACAUCAUGGUGGUAUCACUAGCAGCAUCAGCACCUUCAGGCGCA